Molecule: messenger RNA, 2878 nt
Organism: Porites evermanni
Lineage: Eukaryota; Metazoa; Cnidaria; Anthozoa; Scleractinia; Poritidae
Source: the annotation of a GenBank genome assembly
UAUACUGUUGGAGGCAAUUCCAUUGAUGGUGCAAAGUGUGUGUUUCCAUUUGUUUAUGGUGGAAGAACAUACAACAAUUGUACAGAUACUGCUCACUCCCUGCUGUGGUGUUCAACAACUAACAAUUACCCCAGAGAUAGAAAAUGGGGAAACUGUGUUCCAAACAGUAAGUUAUCAAUGCCUUCAAUAAGGGCUGGUAGCGGGCCAAAACUGCCCGCUAAUUAGCCAUCCUUAGCCGGCUACAUGUACUUUCUUCUCCUUCUACCAUACUGACAAAAAAGAAGCACAAUCAAAUAAAACUGUAAAGCAUCUGUUUCCCACUUUUGAAUGACAUUAAACGCAUAUUUAAACAGGUUUAGAUCUGUGAAACGUUCAAACCCUGCAAUGUCGUGGGACGCCUGGGACAUUUCAAUGGCAUUGUUCCCAAUCUUGUAUUUAUUCUGAAGAAACAACAUGGCAUCUGUGGUAGAAAAUGCCUCUUGAAAGCCCCUGGAAAUGAUAUUCUGCCUGAACAAAGUUGACUUAAUUGACUUGCCUUCAGUGUAAUCAGGGUAUGUGUACUGCUGUAUACGUGUCUUGUACAUGUAUAAUGUGAAAUAGAGAAGAGAGGUCGCUAUGCCAGGUUGCCAUGGCAGCAAGAUUUCUGGAUUGCAUCAAACUGAAAACGUCACUGAAAAAGUGAAUUCUCACAGCUGUUUCAAACUUCAUGAUCUUAAUCAAUUUCAUUUAAAGUGGCCAGAAUCUAUUUAUAAGGGUGUUGGUUAUGUUUUUUAAUCGCGUUUUUCAGCAGGAACGAUUAAAUCGAUUUCCAUGAUUUUUGGCAUCCAGCUAGCUUAAUCAAUAAUAGUUGAACUUUAAGAAAAUGUGCUUUAUUUUCUUUUAGGUUUAAAAACGUUUGAGAUAUCGGCAUAUGUUUAAAACCACAUUUUUACAUAAUGUGACAAUAACUUCGAAACCUAAGACAGAUUUUUCUCUAACUUCAGCAAAUAUAAGCCUCAGAGCACGCGAGUUUUAUAGCUGCAACUUUGAAGUCAGUUUUGACGUUAGAACUGCCUGACAGUGUACAAAUGCCAGAUCAAAUUUGUGUAGGUAAUAGCAUGAUUUGUAGUGACAGUAUUUGGCAUGAAUACCACGCGUAAUAUUUCGAAAUUGUCAUGCGUAAUUUCACGAGCCAUUGGGCGAGUGCAAUGGGAGACAAUUUCGAGAUAUCACAAGUAGUAUUUAUGCCAAAUAUCAUGUACAAAUCAUGCUAUUAUUUGUUUUUACUACUACCUGCAAAGGUUUUGUAAUUUUCACAUGUAGGUAUUUCAAAUUAAGCUGAAAUGCCACUGCACUAAGGCAAUCAAAUUGCAGAAAUUUCUCAUGUAGUAGUAUAAGGUAAUUUAUUCAAGCUUGAAGUUGUUAGAUUAGUGCGAUCACAUUUGCACAGGCAGUUUGUCAUUGGAAAUAUAAUGAAAAGAAUAAUUAAUAAGACUUGUCAUAUUUUUCUUCACCUUUAUCCCCAAGUGGCAAACUUCCCGUGCAAAUUUUAUGUGAAGUCUAAAAAGCUUGAAUAAUUACCAAAUACAAGGGCUUUCAGUGCAGCUGAAAAAAUUGGUUAAAUGGUUAGUUAGAAGUACUGGAGUUGUUGGCUUUAUUUCUCCCCAUAAUGGAAACCUGUGCGGAUGCUAAAAACUCUUGAGACUUUUUCGUAGAUACUAUAUUUUGCCUUGUUAAGAUAAGUUUCGAAAAGAGGGGGACAAAUACAAAGUAAGUUUGAUGAAUGGAAGUUCUUCCAUAUUGCCCCGCAUUUAGCAUAGAGUUGUUCUUCUUGUAUUGCGAACUGUAUUCAUUGUAGGUUUCUGAUUUCUCAGUUUCUUGCAACUGAAGCUUUGGGCAAGGAUACUCUUGGAGAUAGGAGAUUAGUCCAUUGGCAGUUUUCCUCUAUUUGUGGGUCAACUUUCACAAAUGUGUUAACAUUGCAUUUUCAGACUUAAUUUGACCAGGUAUUUGUGCAGCCAGUUCUAUGGUCACCAUUGACUUCAAACUUGCAGAUAUAAAACUAGCUAAAACUAAUAAGCUCUGAGGCUUGUUUGCUGAAGUUAGAGAAAAAUCUGCCUUAGGGUUUCGAAGUUGUUGUCAUUUUUUGUAAAAAUGCAGCUUUAAACAUAUGCCUAUAAUAUAUGCCUAUAUUUUGUCAAACAUUUUUAUACCUACAAGAAAAUAAAUCACAUUUUUUUAAAGUUUAACUACUAUUCAUAAAAGAUGUCAAAAAUCAUCGAAAUCGGUUCAAUUGUUCCUGCCGAUAAAAACAAUUCCAAAACAUAACCAACACGCAUAUAAAUAGGUUCGGGCCACCUUAAUUUGGGAAAUUAAUGUUGGUCAAUAUUAUUAACAUUAUUGAUACAAUCAUGUAUGGCACACAUGGCCUUGAAGAGUUGAAUGCUGGGUCCACCUUUAUGGGAGGAAACUCCUCUCAUCACUUUCAACUAUAGCUUCUCAUGCAAAAUUACAUAAAGAUUACUUUGGUUAUUUUUUCUCUUGAAACACUUUUGUCUUCUUUUAUGACUUAGCUCACCUCAGUUACACUGUCUGGUUGUUUGAUUGACUGAUUUCCAUUUCAGGUGUUUAUCCUCUUGGUUGUUAUCAGACGAACUUUUUCAGAGAAACCAUAUUGAGAAGUAUCACAGGCUCUAAUGUCAUUCAGCAGUGUAUCAGUGCUGCUGCAGCCUCAAGACAGAAUUAUCAAGGAAUUGGUAUAAUGAAGGUUGUCUCCAACUAUAAUUGUUAUGCUGAUACUCAAGCAGAUCUUCGUUACAGCCAGUACAGUUCAAAGAAAUGUAGCUCAAGUUUGAAUGCUGCAAAUGAGAUAUGCUUUUAUUGUGGUCUCUAUAUCUGA